UACUUGGAGGAUUCCAACAUGUUCUUUCUGGCUAGUUUAAAUAUAGCUGGCCUUUCAACUAUUGAUGCAGGCAUAUGCACGAGCGCUUGGAGCAUCAUUGAAAGAGGUGACUUCUGGUGCAUUUGGCGUAUUAGUUUCGAGUCAUGGCCACAGGAAAGGCAGAAGCAAAUCCCCGCAUUAGUCUAAGGAAUUUUGUUCAUGUGCAGUGGCUUUUUCAGCUCAAUGUGUUUGCAGGUUCUUGUUCUUUGGUUUUGUCGGGCAUUGCUGCCUCGUAGACCAUUGUCACCAAGCUUCCUGGUUAUGAUGGCGAUCUUCCGUUCACAUUUGAAACUGGGUACGUGGGUGUAGGUGAUUCAAACGAGUCGCAACUGGUUAACUAUUUCGUAGAAUCUCAGAGGUCCCCUUUAGAAGACCCUUUUAUGCUUUGGCUCACCGGAGGUCCUGGUUGCUCUGUUCUCUCUGCCUUCUUUUAUGAAAGCGGUCCAUUAGCUUUCACUUAUGUGGAUUACAACCGGAGCAUACCAUCACUCCAUUUAAACCCCUACACGUGGACACAGCGCAUUCGAGUUUAGAUGAUCAUUUUGGCGCGCUGGUUUGGGUUGAAUCAGUCGAAGUAUCAAUGGGCCCUAGGCGAUUAUCACGAGAGCAAGGGAUUACAAAGCAUUUCUUUGAUUGCUUUCCCAAAACAUCAGAGCUCAUUGAAGACUAUAACGUCGCUGUAGGGCACUUCUAGUCAAAGUCAAUCGUCAAUUAUCCCCGGUAAGCAGAUCCCACACGGUUUCAAGUAUAUUCAUAAUAUACAAUGGAAAAGCAUAAAUUGCACAAGGAUGAAGGGAACAUUGGACGAUUCGUGAUAUCAUCACAGUUCAAUAGAAAUCAAGAUAUGAUCUUCACUCUUCUGUUCCAAACUUCAUGUUGUCAUAUAUAUUAGCUAUUCAAAAAAUUUUCUUAUCAAAUUUAACUCUUUGCGUGCCAUAGAGUUUAGUUUACUGCAUUCCACUUCCAUAUUAAUGUCUAGUACAGGUGAGGGAGGGGUACCAGCUGCUGUUAUUGUUGUGAGCGUGGUUGUCAUCGUUGUAAAGUUUUUUAUUUUGGGCGUGGUAUCCGUCAUUGUCAAGAAGCUCGAAAAGGUAGCAGUACUGUUAGUUCAGACACAAGAUUUAUGACGCUCACCAUGGAUAAAUUUCUCAAUGAUAUGGAAAGAGAGAAGCCAAUCAGAUUUACGUCCCAGCAGCUCAGGAUUGCAACAGACAACUUCACUAAUUUGCUGGGUUUAGGAGGAUUUGGAUCGGUUUAUAAGGGGAUAUUUAGUAAUGGGACCCCAGUGGCAGUGAAAGUUCUACAUGGGAACUCUGAUAAGAGGAUGGAUGAACAAUUCAUGGCAGAAGUGAGUACAAUUGGAAGAGUUCAUCACUUGAACCUGGUUCGUCUUUUUGGUUUCUGUUUUGAGAAGGACUUGAGAGCACUUGUUUAUGAGUACAUGGGAAAUGGUUCGCUCGACAAGUACUUAUUCCAUGAAAACAUGAAAUUAGGAUUUGAAAAUCUUCAUGAAAUUGCCGUUGGCACAGCCAGAGGGAUUGCUUACUUGCAUGAAGAAUGUCAACAACGAAUAAUCCAUUAUGAUAUAAAACCAGGAAAUAUUCUCUUGGAUGCAAAGUUCCUUCCUAAAGUAGCUGAUUUCGGAUUGGCCAAGCUCUGUAACAGGGAAAAUACUCACGUCACGUUGACAGCAGGAAGGGGGACUCCUGGUUAUGCUGCACCAGAAAUGUGGAUGCCAUAUCCAAUUACCCACAAGUGUGACAUUUACAGCUUUGGGAUGCUAUUAUUUGAAAUAUUAGGUAGAAGAAAGAACCUUGAUACGCGUCUUGAAGAGAGCCAAGAAUGGUUCCCAAGGUGGGUUUGGAAAAAGUAUGAACAUGGAGAACUGGGAGAGUUGACCAUAGUGUGUGGAAUAGAGGCGAAAUACAGAGAGACAAUAGAGAGAAUGGUUAAGGUAGCCCUCUGGUGUGUUCAGUAUAGGCCAGAUUCGAGGCCUUUGAUGAGUGUGGUGGUGAAGAUGCUGGAAGGAGCAGUAGAAAUCCCAACACCUUUGAACCCAUUCCAGCACAUGUUGGAUUUUGCUCCUUGCCCUAGUGCACCUUCCCAUCCAUUACAGACGGGUAACUCUCUUGAUUCAGAACUAUCAACUCAAACGGUUACAAGAUCUACCUCUAUAAGUGCCACUCCCCUGAUGAGGAAUUAUGAGAUUGAGAUUGAAAUUGCCUCUACAUAGGACACUAACGAGCAAGCUGCUGAAUCACUAAAGACUGCCCAUGAAUGUUCAGAUCGCACCAGCACAAUCCAAUAUUCUACAUGAUUUCUUUCCUUUCCAUAGCAAAUAAGAUGGAUUAUUAUUCUGUUUUCUUUCCUAUUGUGGUUCUGUUUAUUUCCUUAGUUUAUGAAUCUCGUAUGGUAAUAUUCCAUCAGAAUAAACUUUUCUUUGUUGUUAUUCUUCCCCUACAAAUAACCCGUGAGUAGGAAAAGGAAGAUUAUUAUUAUGAUCUUGUUAAAAGUUUGAGAAGAGUUUUCAAUAAACUGGGCACUAGUUCUGUUUCCAGAA
Carya illinoinensis is the source of this 2599-nucleotide messenger RNA. RefSeq names its product rust resistance kinase Lr10-like. Bases 1163 to 2272 code for a protein of 369 amino acids. Lineage: Eukaryota; Viridiplantae; Streptophyta; Magnoliopsida; Fagales; Juglandaceae. Gene Ontology annotation, molecular function: protein kinase activity; ATP binding. The record is from RefSeq and is a predicted model, not a curated record. Gene Ontology annotation, biological process: protein phosphorylation. The transcript has 7 exons.